AUGGAAAUUUCUUCAUUUGGCGAAUCUCCGCAAUCUCAAAACUUGACCUUUCUGAAGAAACUCAAUCUAGACGACAACCAGAUGAGCAGGGUUCCUGCAUUGCCUCCAUCUCUGGAGGAGCUCAGGAUGAACAACAACAAGCUGAGGGCUCUCACCCACCACUUCUUUAAAGGUUUGAGAAAUCUGCUGAGGCUGGAGCUGAAGAAGAACUCCCUUCGGGAAGCCAGUGUGUCACUUUUAGCUUUCAGACCUCUUCAGAAGCUUCUGGACCUGCAGCUGGACAACAACCACUUCCGUUCACUCCCGCUGGGCCUACCAUCCUCUCUGCAGGUGGGUUGGAGAGUCCGGGUGCUGGAAGACUGUCUUCUUCAAAGCAAGGAACAAUGGUGA
This is a messenger RNA of Nematolebias whitei (Rio pearlfish), 390 nucleotides long. RefSeq names its product extracellular matrix protein 2. NCBI's taxonomy places the organism in Eukaryota, Metazoa, Chordata, Actinopteri, Cyprinodontiformes, Rivulidae. Gene Ontology annotation, biological process: positive regulation of cell-substrate adhesion; extracellular matrix organization. Gene Ontology annotation, molecular function: protein binding; collagen V binding; heparin binding. The transcript is spliced from 3 exons. Gene Ontology annotation, cellular component: extracellular matrix. The coding region runs from base 1 to 390 and encodes 129 amino acids. The record is from RefSeq and is a predicted model, not a curated record.